Molecule: messenger RNA, 1452 nt
Organism: Pseudocercospora fijiensis CIRAD86
Lineage: Eukaryota; Fungi; Ascomycota; Dothideomycetes; Mycosphaerellales; Mycosphaerellaceae
Exons: 4
Coding region: 1-1452 (483 amino acids)
Biological process (GO): ammonium transmembrane transport
Cellular component (GO): plasma membrane
Molecular function (GO): ammonium channel activity
Source: RefSeq, a predicted model, not a curated record
AUGUCUUCCGUGGAGCCCGAGUAUGACUCUGCUUCGCCAAUGGGCGGAGACCCUUUGACGACGAAUGUCAACGAUCAGUACUUCGGCUACGAGUUCCAUUUCGUGUACCUCGCCGUCUGCACAUUUCUUGUCUGGCUCAUCAUCCCCGGCAUUGGCUUGCUGUACUCCGGACUGGCACGUCGCAAGAGUAGCCUGAGCUUGAUAUUCCAGAGCUUGAGUGUCAUCGCCGUCGUCACUUUCCAAUGGAUGUUCUGGGGCUACUCUCUCGCCUACUCGCGCACAAGCAGUGCAUUUAUCGGCGACUUGAGUAAUUUCGGCCUCAUGAAUGUCCGCGUUGCGCCUACCGGUGUCCUCCCAGAAGUCAUCUUCGUAUUCUACCAACUCCUCUUCUGCGCUGCAACUGUGGAGCUUGUCAUCGGAGGCUCGUUCGAACGUGGAAGGAUCUUACCAUCGCUGCUGUUCAGCUUUAUCUGGGCCACAAUUGUCUAUUGCCCAAUCGCCUCCUGGACGUGGAACAGUAAUGGAUGGCUUUACAAACUCGGCGAACUCGACUUUGCCGGUGGCGGUCCUGUCCACAUUGCGUCUGGAUGUGCAAGUUUGGCAUAUGCCCUUGUGCUAGGCAAGAGGAAAUCCAAGACUGAGCCAGGCCAUUCUAAGCCCCACAACAUGACUCUGGUAUUCCUUGGUACGAUACUGAUUUGGUUCGGAUGGUUCGGAUUCAAUGGCGGCUCGACUUUGACCUCCUCUGUUCGCUCCCUCUAUGCCGUCUUCAACACCAAUGUGGCUGCCAGCUUCGGUAUCAUCGGCUGGGUCAUGGUCGACCUGAUCCGCAACAAAGGCAAAUUCAGCUGCGUUGGCGCCUGCGAAGGAGCAAUCGCCGGCCUCGUCGGCAUCACACCAGCCGCAGGCUUCGUACAUUUCUGGCUCGCAGCAGUCAUAGGUUUCAUUACAGGCGUCGUCUGCUCCUCUCUCCAAAACCUCAGCGAAUGGAUCCACAUCGACGAAGGUCUCGACGUCUUCAAACUCCACGGUAUCGGCGGCAUGGUCGGCUCUUUCCUCACAGGAAUCUUCGCCGACCGAGUCAUCGGAUCACUCGAGGAACCAGAAUACCUCAGUGAUGGUGGAGCGAUCAAUGGCCAUGGUGUUCAGAUCGGAUAUCAGCUUGCUGGAAUUGUGGCCGUCUCGGCAUACAGCUUCGUUGUCACGUCGAUAAUCCUGAUCGUGCUCAAGUACAUUCCUGGCUUGGGACUCAGGGUGUCUGAGGAGGCUGAGAUUCGUGGUCUGGAUCUUGAUCAGUUCGCUGACGAGGAGAUCGGUGAUUGGUCUUUCUUCCAUGAGAACGAGGCCAAGUUUAUUGCUGGUGUCAAUCCAAGCACGGCACCCAGCAUCUCCAAGGAGAGGGAUGCAAGCUCUGAUCGCGCUGCAGAGAGGAAGGUACAGACUCAAAUCUAG